GUCGCAAACACCCGAAGGUCGUUUUUUUUUUUUUUGGUGAGCUAGCAAAGGCAGGCUAGCCUCCAAGCUAACUUAGCUAACUCGCUAACUAGCAACUUAAACUACAGCGUGACAAGUGAGCAGCACGGGACGUUGUGUCGCAUAACGGCACACAUGUCGAGUGUGAGGCCUCACGUGGCUGGAGGAGUCCCCGCGGACACGUCUCUGCUCGGCCGGGUGUCUGGACGGAGCUCCAACAAACAGCUGAUGAGUAGAGUCACUAAAGUAUUAUAACACAUGGCAGCACCUCACGGGAGGACCAGGGACCUGCCAUCAGUCCUGCCUUUAACCCAGAUAUGUGCAUGUGAGCUGCUGAGGUUUGGAGGACAGAGAUGGCAGUGUGUGCACUGACCAUGCUGGACGGGGUGGAGGACGAGGUAACGGCAGCAGGUGGUGUGUUGCUCCUGGUCCUGGCUCUCGUCUUCGCUUGGCUCUCGACCCACGUGGCCGACCGGGGAGACCACAUACUGGGCACCAUCCUCACCGUGGGCGCUCACGCCUCUCUGAUCGGACUGGGAGGCCACGAGAGCUACAGCGGAGGGUCUCCCAGCGCCGACACCCCGGAACAGCAGACCCCCCCACCUUCUCAGGAGAACAAGCCGGAUGACGGCGAGCCGGGGACUGAGAGGGGAGAGGGGGAGGGCGCUGGGGAGGGAGCUGAGGGUGUUAGGACUGAUCUACUGCUGGACAUACAGAGCAAACCACCACAGGCUGGAAGACUGCACACUUCAGAUGACGAGGAGGAGGAGGAGGAGGAGGAUGAUGAUGAUGAGGAAGAACUGGAGGAGGAAGAUAAAAAGAUUAUGAAGCAUAUCCCUGUGUUGUCCAGCAUCAUCUCCCCCACCACCAACACUGCCACUUCCAUCUCUGUCCGUCUGAAGUAUUUAAACGACACGGAGGAGGUAGCCGUUGUAGAACCACAGGAUACAGUGGGAGUACUGAAAAGUAAAUACUUCUCAGGUCGGGAGCAUCAAAUAAAACUCAUCUACCAAGGCCAUUUGCUGCAGGAUCCCAAGAAGACCCUCCUCUCCCUAAACAUCACACACAACAGCGUGAUCCACUGCCACAUCUCCCAGGUCCUGCGAGAGGCCACACCGGAAGAAGAGACUCAGUCCGGGGCCGGAACAGGAACCGGGUCCGGGGUCUCCGGAGGAUUCAGGGCCGCCGGUGUGGCCAUCAGCACCAGCAGUCUGGUGGUGCCCGUGUUUGUGGUGAUCCUGGCCGUGGUAUGGUACUUCCGCAUCAACUACAGGCAGUUCUUCACCGCCCCUGCGACCAUCUCCCUCGUGGGAGUCACUGUGUUUUUCAGCUUUCUGAUAUUUGGGAUGCACAGCCGCUGAAAAAAGGGCAGAGAGAGAGAGAGAGAACACACACUCACGGCUGAAUGAUGUGAGGUAAAAUCAAAAUAACUGCAGCAGCGGGCGCCGCCUGCAGGGAUGGACUAAUAGGAACGGGGCUCGGUGCAGAUGCCGCAGCUGAUUGGAUCCCUGCAGAGUGUGAGAGGCUAGGUGGGCCCGUUUGUGCAUGUACCAAGAUAGAACAACAAGAUGAGUGAUUGUACAGUAUAUUCUGAGCUAAUAGUAAUCUGCAGCGAGCAAAGUUCAGCUGAAAUUGAACUAUACUUUAGCUCCUCUCCAAACACGACGUAGUGGUUCACACCAUGUUUAAACACUCGGCUUUAUCUUGUCCGCUUUUUUUUUUUUAUUGUUGCAAAAGAUUUGUGAUGUUUUCUUGUCCGUCCUUGUUUUUUAGGCCACUCUUUGUGUUUUAGAAAAAAAUGUAAAAAUUAACUUUAUAGAUGCAAGAAUCUGACUUAUUCUGGAACCACUCACUGUUGUGCUGUGUGUUUAACUACCACCACGUUGUGGUAUAUGAAUGAGUCAAGCUCUGUGUAAGCAAAUGUGGACUGUACAGCUGCCAGGCUGUACAUUUCGGAUUGCUUUGUUGCUCAAAAAGUGUUGCUAUGUAGAAAAAGGCUUAUUUAAAUAAUCACUAGACAUGAAAAUAGACACUUUGAGAAUAUAUUGUAAAUAUAUUGUGUAUUUUCUGUAAAUAAAAUGAUAGAAUGAAUCAGAUGAACCUGCAUCUGGCACUUAAAAGAUUUGGAUGGGGACGUUAAAAACCCUCCUGAUUAUGCUGGACUGCUAUGGCUUCAGUGAUGUCUCGAAUUAAAGCAUU
Molecule: messenger RNA, 2217 nt
Organism: Anoplopoma fimbria (sablefish)
Lineage: Eukaryota; Metazoa; Chordata; Actinopteri; Perciformes; Anoplopomatidae
Gene: tmub2
Product: transmembrane and ubiquitin-like domain containing 2
Exons: 3
Coding region: 372-1379 (335 amino acids)
Molecular function (GO): protein binding
Source: RefSeq, a predicted model, not a curated record